Messenger RNA from Aspergillus oryzae RIB40, 1857 nucleotides. RefSeq lists its product as uncharacterized. The coding region runs from base 1 to 1857 and encodes 618 amino acids. The record is from RefSeq and is a predicted model, not a curated record. The transcript has a single exon. Lineage: Eukaryota; Fungi; Ascomycota; Eurotiomycetes; Eurotiales; Aspergillaceae.
AUGGGCGAUGCCGCGCGCCCGGGUGAUGAUAUAUUCAGUCAGGUCCUUCAGGAGAGCCUCAAGACAUGGUCGUCCUAUCUAGAUGCUGGGAGCGAAGGUCACCUAUUGCCCCCCCAUGCAAUAGAGCUGAAGUCUCUUGUCUCUCAGACCCCGGCUUUCCUUGGUGCUGGCCUUUCUUCCUCUGGCGAGAAGAUUUCAUUCGCUUGCGAGGAGAAGCAAUCAGCACAGGGCAAAGGUAGUCUUUUUAUUAAUGGCCAGUCAACGUGGAAGACCUCCAGAGGCAUUUGUGAUCUUGAGCCUAGGGUCCUGCCUAAGCAACUCCAACUUGCGGUAGGCAGUCGAGUAACUGUGAAAUUGUCAGAAGACUCUCCCUUCUCAGACUGGCCCGGAAUUCAUGGACUCUCAGGUUAUGAUAACGGAAACUAUCUUUCAGUCCUUUACCUCGCAUGGGCCUAUAUCUUGUCGGCUCGAUGGGUUGAGUUGCUUAGUCGCUCUGCUGACCAUGAAUGUUAUAUGGGCUACACUGCACAAGAGGGUGAGGACUCACAACAGUCGGAUAAUCAUACCUUGAUUCAAAUUGACCUCAGUGACGAUGCUUGUGAGGAAGAGGCCCUCUGGUGGCGUGCUAUUCUCUAUUCUGAGAAUGGUUGGAAUGCGACUACUAAGUACAACGGUCAUGAGUAUUUGUCUCCAUGGUCGGUGUCAGCGAAGUGCACCGGCUUGACCGUGGCCACAAAGGCUUCCGGCGGCAAGUCACACCCACCGUCAUCUAUGACCGCUCUCCAAUACCUCACAAACUUCUGUGUGCACCAUCGCCUUUAUGCGCAGUGCUCCGUCGCCCUUGCUGGCGCACUCUAUAUCCCAUUUCUGAGGGGGGGAACAGUUUCCCUCCCGUUUCCAAAACAGAUUCCUCGGGUAGACAUCAAAGAGGGAGCUGGUGAUUCUACUGUUUCUAUUUCAGGUCUUCUCAACGAAUACAGCGAAUUAAUUCCCAAGUGUAUGACAUUAAGUUCCAACGCGUUGGGUUUACGCUCUCUCCUGUGCAGUACUUUCUUUAAUCCUGAUAUCGAGUGUAACCUUGUCAGCGCCUGGCUGAACCCAGCUUUUGCAGUUAUUGAUUUGAUCUCACCAGGGACAAGUUCAUUGGCCACAUUAUUGGCAAAUCGACAGCCUCGACUCGGUUUCCUCUGGCUCGGUGCAAUUCUUACAGAUCUAGCAAAAUCAAUCUUGCGCGACAUACGAGCAGGAAUGACGGCUCUAGAUCUUCCAGCUUCUGCCUGGACUGGAACAACACAUACGUUCUUGACUUCAGAAAUGGGGGUCAUCAAUGGCGAAUCGAUAUGCCGCGUUGACGAGUGCCGUCUCCAAUUUAUCACAGCUUGCGAAGACCAUGACCGACCUCCAAUCUGGCCCUGGAAGCCCUUUGGGGUUACAAAACUUUGCGAUACAGAGUUACUGGUACGAAAACAUGCUCAAUGUCCUGCUCAUUGCUUAGAAUACAAAUCUUGGGAAUGGAUUUUGCGAAACGACAGUUCAAUUCAAGAUUUAGGAAAACCAAAGACCCAAUACCCUAACAAAGCCGUACAUGCAUUCCCCAAUAGGACCUCAGCGGUGCUCGACGAUUAUAGAUAUAAUUUCUUCUCGGAGGACCUUUCCGAAGGAGCCACACGUGGUAUAUUUGAAUGGUUAAGAUUGACAGGGUACCCUUGCAGCGAAAGACCCAUAUAUCAGCAUUCUUGGCUUGACUUAGAAGGCACGGACGAAGAAGAAGCGCCUGACGACGCGGAAUCGGAUGUGGAAAUACAGCGGACUCCAAAGAAGAUGCACGUCGGACGUUGGCUCGAGGGUAUCGAAUAG